UUUGAUUGUCAAUUGAGAUUGACAAGUUUGUUUAAUUUGUUAUAUAUGGGAAAUUCACACCUAAAUAAAACGCUAAAAACCGACAAGUGCAUAAAUUUGAGGAAUAGUCAUGUGUUUCAAGUUUAUAUAUAUAAAGUUGAAUUUUAAUCUUUAGGUUUAAGAAAUACAGUCGUCUUUGUACAAGCUUUAACAACUAAUGCAGCAUGGAAACCACGGAGCAGUCAGGACCUUGUAGCAAUAACCAAUCGAUUGAUGCAUCAAGUAAUGCGCCUGCGGCUACAAAACCGGCAACAACUGAGAUCAAGCCAAUAUUAUCCAAAGGAGUUGAAAAUGCAAAGAAGAGGCUGAGAGCCUUUUCUAUUCAGAAGAAGACUCCCAUAGCACCUAUAAUUGUUCCAAAGCCUUCAAGCACUGGACAUACAACAGUACUAAUUGGAAAGUUAAGUGGGGCAAAACCUUCAACACCAAAGGUGGACGAUGAGCAAAAGAAACUGCCGAGACCUCCCAAACCAGGCUCUAAUAAAAGACCUUUAACAGAUUCAUAUAUUGAUCUUCAGAAGAAGACAUUAGCGGAAAUAGAAGAUAUGAAACGUAAGAUGGAGUUAGUGGAAUUAGGUAUACCGUUAGGUUUGAUUUGCCCCACGUCAACAAGUGAGAAAGCCAUGCCGACUAAAGCCAUGCCACCUAUAAAACAUUUUCUAGAUCCAGCAAAAGUAGACGAAAUCAUUAAAGAAGCAAAGAAAGCCAGAGAUGAAGGUAGAAAAUACAAAUUUGACUAUCAAAAGUUAUUACCGGACUACGAUAAUCCUUUUCAACGUAAAAAAGAGGAAGAGAAAAAUAAAGUUGUGGAUUUUCGGGACAAAGAUUUCGACAAAGAGAAGAAAAGAAGCGAUAGAUAUGAGAAUCGACGACACUCUGAUUACAGACGCGAAGAGAGAGAUAGAUAUAAAUAUAAAGAUAAGGAAAAAGGGAAAGAAAAAGAAAAAGAAGAUGCUAAAAAAGAUGAAAAAGAGACUAACGUUAACUUAAAUGAUUAUUUAGUUUGCGAUAGUUGGUCACUAGAUAAUGAAGAAAAGGCAUCAAGUCCCAGAGUUGAAGAUAAAACUGCUAAGAAUAUAAUAAAACAUCAAACAGAUACUAAAUAUGCGAAAGCUAUCACUGAACAAGUACGAGACAGUGUUUUAAAAAAACAAGACAAAUUGAAAGAAUUUACAAGAGAUAGUCCAAUACGACCAAUAAAAAUGGAGAAAUUACAACCUGUUAUAGACUCGUUCAAAUUUGAAAUAGAUCCAAAUGAUGAUGAAAUCUUGGAUAUGUUUGAUAUUGAAUCUGGAAAAGAAAAGUACGGGCUGAAAUCUAAAGAUCUCUCUAUAUAUUCUCCAACGGAUUUGAAGUCUGAAGACUAUGACCAAGAUAUAUCUAAAGAUACGACAAUGGAUGGAAACGAUGAUACAUUUUUAGAAUCUAUUAUAAAUGAGAUAAAACAGGAAGAUAUGAGUGAUGAUAUGAGUCAGGAUAAAGGUUUGGUCGAAUAUGACUCUCCUAUAAAAGAAGAAACACAUGUACAGGAGUCGGAUCCUAGACUAUCAAUAACUCCGGAGUUAGAUGACAAAAUGAAAUAUCAACAGAGUCAAAGAAGCGAUUAUUCAGAUGGAUAUCGUUCUAGUGAAAGUGGAUAUAAAACGAGUGAUACGACUGAGAGUGGAUACAAAUCUAUGGAUAGUUUCCGUCUAUCGAUAGAGAAAGAUUUGGAAGAAUCCAUGGAAGUGAAAAUGUCGAAAUCGACUGUCAAUUCGUUGGAGACUUGGAGUUUUGUGCUAAAGAUUUGUCAACCUAUUUUAUUUAGACACGACAAGAACAAAUGUUAUAGAGAAACUCGUACAGAACCGAAAUUGUGGUACACCGAGAACCCCAAGUUGUGUAACUGUGUAAAAGAUCGCGGUGUUGUUUAUGAAGAACUGAACAUGUGUAAAAUGAACCUUGUUGAUAGAGUGUACGGGUGUGACCAAAUCCCAGACGCGCCUGCAUCAAAAUCCCGCAACUGGUACCCCCGUCCCCAUCUCUGUCUGACAGAGACGCACACUGUACCUGUCUCCAACGAGUGGGAGGGAGAUGACAUCAGUCAGACCGAGGUGUGUACACAAGACAGUGACAGACGAAGAUCCAAUACUCCACUGAGAAGUGAAGAAGUGUUACUCGAUAGAGAGUAUCAGAGGUUUAUGAAAGCGGUAUGGCCAGAAGUGGAAACUAGGAAUGAAACACCUCGCAGCACAACACCGGUGAAAGAAGAUGUCAGGAAGAAGAAGAAAGAUGUAGAAGUUGAGAAGGAGAUUGAAGCUAAGAAGAAGAAGGAGGAAGGAAGUUCUGUGAAAAAGAUGAAACAACUAAGCAGCGAGGGUUGGAGUCAGGAAUCGGAUAUAGAAGAAGAAAUUGAAAAGAGUAAAAAAAUUAAAAUCGAUAAAGAAAAACUCCGAAAACGUAAGCGUUCUUUAUCCAGCCUUUCAUCGGAGAGUGAACCGGAUGCGAAAAAAAGAAAAAAGAUCUUAAAAAAGAAAGCUCUUAAGAAAACUAAAUCUAAAUCGGCAAAGAAACGUCGUAUCGGAAAAAAGAUUUUAAAGAAAUUAAAAGAAAAGGAGAAGAAAAAGAAAAAGCAGAGUAAAAUUGAGAGAAUCGAUGAAUCAGAAGACGACGAUAGCGGUAGAAAAAAUGUCAAAAAGAUCAAAAAGAAAAUACUGCAGAAAAAAAAGAAGAAUUUGAAACGAAAAAAGAAAGAAGAAUCUACAAGUAGUUCGUCAUCUUCUAGUAGUGAAAGCAGCACUGAUGAAUCACAGAAGAAAGCCAAGAAGAAAGCAGAAAGUAAGAAGAAGAAAGAGAAGAAACGUAAAAGAAAGACAUCCACAUCAGAUUCCGCUCAAAGCGAAGAGUUAUUUGACGUUAAUAUAUUAAAUAAUAUUAAAACAGAACGUCUAACUGACGAUGAAAAGACCAAAACUUUAAUCAACUUCUCACCAAGAAAACAACAGAAACCAAGAGAAAUAAUAAAUGUUAAAGAAUUACAGAAUGAUUUCGUUGGUAAUAAUAUACAUAUAAAGAAGGAAGUUCCAGAAGAAUAUCCUCUAUCACCGAAAGUACCAGAAAGUCAGAAGAACGUCAAAGAAAAAGAAAAGGAUCAAAUUAUAUCAAAAGAUGACGAUGCAAAUGUUCCUAAAAUAACAGAAGUUAUUGAUGAAGAGGUAAAAGAACAAAUCGAAAUAAAGGAAUCACAAGUUAACGAAACACCUUCACCAGUGAAAAUACCUGAAACAUCACCAAAUUUGAUACCACAAAACAUACCACCAGUGGAAACAGUAUCUAAUAUAGAAGUGAUACCAACAAUUUCACCAAUACCACAAAGGUGUCAAAUAAAACCAGUAAUGGACGAAUCAAAUAUGUCUCUCUGUUCAUCCCAAGAGUCAGUAUGCAGCGUGAAGACUUACGAAAAGGAUGAUAGCCAUUUGAGACCCUCCUCACAAAAUUCAAACUAUAGUUUCAAUGAUGUGAUCAGUGCGAGCCAAAGUGGACUUUAUACAAAGCAAAUAGAGUCGGUUGUUGAGUGCGAGGAGAAUCAUGAAACCUAUCAACAAGAUAAUUACGAAAUGUACGAACAUUUAGCUAUGGCUUACCAAAGUGACGUCGCCAGUCAGCAAGCAUCCCCACCUUCAGUGGGAGGUGAGCAGCGCAUAGAGACUGUGGUGCGCGUGCGCAGCCGCGGGGAGAUCAAGUGCGACUGGCGACCAGGUCUCGCACCACCACGAGAACACCCACCCCCAGAUAGACCUUCCAGAUGGGGUUUAAAACCAGGAGAGGUGAAUAUUGUACUAACUGGUGGGAGUGAGAGCGCGCAGAUCGAAGUACCAACAUCACAACAACAACAACAAAUUCAACAACAGCCAACAACUCUGCCAUCGCCACAACCUGUAUACAAAAUACAGAGCCUUGCUAAUCGCACAGACACGGCUACUGGUAUAACUAAUGGGUAUGACGAAGCGUACAUGGAUAUGUACGGUGCUUCAGACAGACUGCAGUACGGCGACUGCUUCUCUGAUGCGCACAAGCAGCAAGAUGCAGCAAGACUCAGCACUCUGGACGCCAGGAUAGACCACGCGCUCAAGAAUACCGUACUGGGCGAGGUGGCUAAAGAAGAUUCACCUCCUGACCCUGACAAAGAUGCGCCCGAGAAAGGAAUACUCAUCGUGUCGGGUGAGGCGGGUCGCGGUGGUAAGCGAGUCAGUUUUGCUGAUGGAUACAAACCAGGACAAGACUCUGAUGUGGAGGAACCUCCCGUUAAGAAGAGACGCAAGGUGAAGCGCGCGGGCUGCGCCUGGCCGUGUCCCGCCGCGCACCCUGACCACGUGCCGCUGUGGGAUGCUCUGCCUCCACCACCACCACCACCUGGCUCACCACCACCCAGAACUGCGCCCCCGCCACCUCUACAUCUGCUGCGUCAGCAUCACACACACCCCACACUCACACUACCCCCCGCACUACGCAAACUGGAUCCGAAUGUGACGUUACCAUUGUUUAUACCAUCGGAGCCUCCGCCAGCUCUCAUCAGGUUCCCCUAACAUCCGGCCACCUCCAUAUUGUUGCUCAAAUAUAAACUGAUACCUUGAGUACAGAUUUGUAACGGAAUUUAUAAAUAAAAUUAGAGAAAGUGCUUUGAACACAUAAAAAAUUCGUUUAAAAGAAAGUGCAUAUUUCAAUGGU
Molecule: messenger RNA, 4746 nt
Organism: Papilio machaon (common yellow swallowtail)
Lineage: Eukaryota; Metazoa; Arthropoda; Insecta; Lepidoptera; Papilionidae
Product: titin homolog
Exons: 19
Coding region: 204-4604 (1466 amino acids)
Source: RefSeq, a predicted model, not a curated record